CUCCAUGGGCUUGUAUCGCCAGCGCAGGCCAAAAAGCUUCUCAACGACUUGGCUGAAGAGGGCAAGAUAAUAGUUAAGACCAACAACAAGCUGCAGAUAUUCUACGCCAACCAGGACUCUAUCGAAGUUCCCAACAUCGAGGAUGCAGAGGAGGAGGAGGAGUCGAUCAGAGAGAUGGAGGAGCGCAUGAACAAACUCAAAGAGGAUAACAAAGUGUUGAGCGGACGGUUGCAAGGGUUGAAUAGUGCCCUGACUGAUGACCAGAUGCGCGAGCUCAUCGCCAAGAAAACGCUGGAGAUGAAGACAAACGAGGAAAGGCUGGUCCAGAUGCGGUCGGGCGAUGUCAUUUCUCCUCAAGAGAAGAAGAAGAUUGACACAGAGUACAAUGCGAUGGUUAAGCAGUGGGCUGCCCGGAAGCGAAUGUUCAAAAACAUAUCUGACGCCAUUGCUGAAGGGUAUCCGGGAAAGCUCAAAGAUUUGUUUGAGGAUCUGGGCGUCGAAACAGACGAAAACUGCGGAGUUGACAUUUCCAUACUGACCAAAUAA
This is a messenger RNA of Kickxella alabastrina, 546 nucleotides long. Its product is annotated as Tat binding protein 1-interacting protein-domain-containing protein. Gene Ontology annotation, biological process: meiotic strand invasion involved in reciprocal meiotic recombination; meiotic joint molecule formation; homologous chromosome pairing at meiosis. Gene Ontology annotation, cellular component: DNA recombinase auxiliary factor complex; condensed nuclear chromosome. The transcript has a single exon. The annotation marks the transcript as partial. Gene Ontology annotation, molecular function: double-stranded DNA binding; recombinase activator activity. The record is from RefSeq and is a predicted model, not a curated record. Lineage: Eukaryota; Fungi; Kickxellomycota; Kickxellomycetes; Kickxellales; Kickxellaceae.